Rhinocladiella mackenziei CBS 650.93 is the source of this 561-nucleotide messenger RNA. RefSeq lists its product as uncharacterized. The record is from RefSeq and is a predicted model, not a curated record. Gene Ontology annotation, cellular component: CHRAC; nucleus. Bases 1 to 561 code for a protein of 186 amino acids. The transcript is spliced from 4 exons. Lineage: Eukaryota; Fungi; Ascomycota; Eurotiomycetes; Chaetothyriales; Herpotrichiellaceae. Gene Ontology annotation, molecular function: protein heterodimerization activity.
AUGCCUUACAAUAAUGCUCCCAUUGAGCCACCCGAAGAGAUUACCGGCUCAUCUGCUCUUCCAUUGGCGCGGGUGAAGAAAAUAAUCGCCAUGGACGAUGAUAUUGCUCAAUGCUCUAACACGGCUGCGUUUGCGAUAUCUGUCGCCACGGAGAUAUUCAUUCGGUAUCUGACUGAACAAGCGCACAAUGUUGUCAAAUCAGAACGAAAGCCUCGCAGAAAUAUCGCGUAUAAGGAUGUUGCCACGGCAAUUUCCAGAAAUGACAAUCUUGAGUUUCUCUCCGACACGGUACCCAAAACCAAAACAUACCGACAGUUCAAAGAAGAAAAGGCUCAAGAGGCUGCAGCUAAGGCGGCGUCAUCGGCAUCAGCGAACGGUGUGAACGGCGACAAUGGUUCAGUUUCUAUCCAGACAAUGAUGAAGAACCAACAGCCAAAUGGCGUUGGCCGAGUCAAUGGUUCACACAGAACAAUGUCUGGAGGAUCCAUUGCUCAUCGAUCGGCUCACUCGCGGACUCAUAGUCGUCCUGAUCCAAUCCGAGAUAUUGAUAUGAGUGGUUGA